GUCAGCUCCUUCAUUGUCACGUCCUAGCCGACACCCACUAAAACCCCGCCUCCCGUGGUCCAGUCUUCCGGGAGAUGCACCUCGUUUUCCAGCGUUUUCGCCCAAGUCUUCCGGACCAUCUAUGAUUCCGUUGCUUCGUCUUUGUCCUGGAUCACUCUUUCGCAUCUUAUUCUCCAGAUCAGUUUCGUUGCCCCGCACGCCAUGAUGGAUCCGAAGCUCCCAUAUUUGCCUUUGUCCCCUCGCGCUACAAUGAAGGAGGACGUGUUCCAUCGACUCGACGGCGUCGUUUUCACAUCUCUUGCAUGUCGCCUUCUCCUCAUGUCCUGUGAUCCGGGUCCAGUGGUACCCCACUUUGUAUCCCCCGUGUAUUGUCAUCCAUAGGAAGUAUCGUAUACUUCUCGAGAAAUCCUUAUGUCUGACCGCUUUCCAUAUUUGUGCUUCGGUCGCUGCUGUGUGGUCUUCGCUUGUGAUCGCUGUGGCUUCCAUGGCCAACUCUAUGUUCCUUUUAGUGGUUUUUCUCUCGAGAUUGGGUCAUUUCGGCUAGUUUUGCACCGGGUAAUAUUAGACUUUUGUUUAUUUGCGUGUCUAUGAUGUCUGGGUUGUUCUUCCUCCUUCCAGUUUCUGCUAGCCUAUCCGCCUUUUCGUUCCCGUCUACGCCCGAGUGGCCCUUGACCCAGGAAAAAGCCUUCGUCUUGGUUUUUGGCGAGGUAUUUUGAGAGGGUGUUUAUUGUAUACAUCGAGUCGGUGAUUAUGUGUAUAGAUGGAUUGAGUUCAUUCGGUAUCUUAAUUGAUCUGUUUCUCUCGUCGUUG
Molecule: messenger RNA, 810 nt
Organism: Mycena citricolor
Lineage: Eukaryota; Fungi; Basidiomycota; Agaricomycetes; Agaricales; Mycenaceae
Source: the annotation of a GenBank genome assembly